This is a messenger RNA of Trichophyton verrucosum HKI 0517, 3720 nucleotides long. RefSeq lists its product as uncharacterized. Gene Ontology annotation, cellular component: membrane. Gene Ontology annotation, biological process: transmembrane transport. The transcript is spliced from 8 exons. The coding region runs from base 1 to 3720 and encodes 1239 amino acids. The record is from RefSeq and is a predicted model, not a curated record. Lineage: Eukaryota; Fungi; Ascomycota; Eurotiomycetes; Onygenales; Arthrodermataceae. Gene Ontology annotation, molecular function: ABC-type transporter activity; ATP hydrolysis activity; ATP binding.
AUGGGCCAAUACCAGCAUUUGACUUACCGAGCCAUUACCAUGGUUCGCGGUGGGUUGAUCUCCAUGCUGUACCGGAAGGCAACGGACAUCAACAUCCAGGACGUCGACCCAGCCUCUUCCAUGACCCUCAUGAGUGCUGAUAUUGAACGUAUCGUCCAAGGAUGGCAAAUGAUGCACGAACUGUGGGCUGCCGCCGCCGAAGUGGGUAUCGCCAUCUUCCUCCUCCAGAAGCAGCUCGGAGUCGCCUGUGUUGUUCCAAUCGCCGUGUCAAUUCUUUCACUCUUCGGCUCGGUGAUUGCAAUGAACUUCGUCAUGGCUCACCAGGCUUCCUGGUUAGAGGCCAUCGAGAGGCGUAUCUCUGCGACCAGCGUGAUGCUGAGUUCAAUGAAGGGGGUGAAGAUGUGCGGUUUGAAGGAAGUUCUCCUGACGAAUCUCCACAAUCUGAGACUUGAAGAGUUGAACAUCUCCAAGAAGUUCCGUAAGCUUCUGAUCUGGAAUAUGGGUUUCGCAUUUGUGUCUCAAAUCUUUGGUCCGAUCAUCACUUUUGCCGUGUUUGCUGCUAUCAACAAGAAUGGAGGCGGCAACGCCAUUCUGGACAUCAGCCGUGUGUUCACCUCCCUGUCUCUCUUUGCGCUGCUGUCGGAGCCCCUGCAGGCCUUGAUUAUGUCCCUGGUGACAUUCCUGGGCUCCGUCGGAUGCUUCACCCGUAUUCAGGAGUUCCUUGACAAGCCAUCCCGCGUUGAUUCUAGACGCCAGCCAGAGCAGCGGAUUACCAACCUAUUCAACCUUAGCCAGCAGACCCUGGCUCUCUCCGAUAAAGACGCCUCCAAGAACGGCGAGAAGAUCAACCGCAGCUCCGCCAGUCCAACCAUCAGGUCAACAAAGUCCGGCGGUUCCUUCCCACUCAAGGGAUUGACCCAUUCCAACCCAGAAGUCGACGCUGUUGCUAUCCGCGAUGGCUGCUUUGCAUGGGAGAACGAGAAGGGCGCCGUCCUCAAGUCCAUCAACAUCAACAUUCCUCGUUCCAAGACUACUGUCAUCGUCGGUCCCGUUGGCUGCGGCAAGUCGACUCUGCUCAAGGCUAUCCUUGGUGAAGUCGUCUGUCUCGGCGGCGUGGUUGAGAUUGCCUCCAGGAACAUUGCCUUCUGCGACCAGACUGCCUGGCACAUGAACGAGUCUAUCAAGGACAGCAUUGUCUCUGUGCUGGACUUUGAUGAGAAAUGGUAUGCCACUGUUGUCCGCGCCUGUGGUCUGGCGCAGGAUCUUCGCCAGCUCCCUCGCGGUGACCAGACCAUCGUGGGCAGCAAGGGUAUCGCCCUGAGUGGUGGCCAGAGCCAGCGUAUUGCCCUCGCCCGUGCCAUCUAUGCUCAAAAGGACGUCCUUAUCCUCGACGAUGUUCUCAGUGGAAUCGACGCUGCAACUGAAAAUCACAUCUUCCACAGCCUUCUCGGAGAAGAGGGACUGCUUCGUCGACUCGGGACCACCGUCAUCAUCACCUCGUCUUCGCGUAAGUUGAAACCCGAUGCCGUAACAAUAGGCGAGAUUAUUCUGGCUAAUAAUAACCGUGCAGCCAAACGUAUUCCUUAUGCCGACCAUAUCAUUGCCCUCAGCUCAGAUGGCCGUGUCGACGAGCAAGGUAAAUUCGAGGAGCUCAACGUAUCCGGCGGAUAUGUCUCGAGUUUCAACCUUCCCUCGCCCGACUGGCUGUUCAAGCCUGAACCAGAACGACCCCUCCCUGCUCCGGCUGUUAUCGAUGAGACUCCCCAGACGUCGGACGAGCUCGAGGCUGCGGCUAACCGACGAAUGGGCGACAUGGCCAUCUACCUGUACUAUGCCCGGUCGAUUGGCUGGCCAACCACCAUCGUCUUCAUGUUCUUCAUCAGCGCUUUCGUCUUCUGCAUUUCCUUCCCUACUAUCUGGUUGAAAUGGUGGGCUGCGUCCAACAUCGAGGCUCCAUACGAAAAGCUCGGCUACUACCUGGGUAUCUAUGUCAUGCUUGGUGUUCUUGCCAUCAUCUCUCUCAUACUCGGGUCAUGGCAAAUGAUCAUCACCAUGGUUCCAAAAUCCGGCGAGGCCUUCCAUUUUACCCUGCUCAAGACUGUCCUGUCUGCUCCUCUGUCAUUCUUCUCGACCACCGACCAAGGUGUGACCAUGAACCGAUUCUCUCAGGAUCUUCAGCUCAUCGAUAUGGAGCUCCCCGUCGCUGCACUUAACACCUUUGCAACCUUUGUUCUGUGUUUCGCCCAGAUGGUGAUCAUUGGCGUCGCUUCGGUGUAUGCUGCCAUUGCUUUCCCACUUAUCAUCGGUACUCUGUACAUGAUCCAGAAGUACUACCUUCGUACAUCUCGCCAGCUCCGGUUCAUGGACCUUGAGGCCAAGGCACCGCUAUACUCUCAGUUCACCGAGUGUCUCAACGGUCUGGCCACCAUCCGUGCCUUUGGAUGGCAGGAAGCCCUUGAGAAGAAGAACCGCAAGCUGCUCGACCGUUCCCAGAAGCCCUUCUACCUCCUUUUCUCCGCCCAGCGAUGGCUGACUUUGGUCCUCGAUAUGGUUGUUGCCGGUAUUGCCGUGCUGUUGAUCGUCCUGGUCAUCAAACUCCGAGGCACUAUUAGCGGUGGAUAUGCUGGUGUUGCUCUGCUUAAUGUUAUCCAGUUCAGUCAGUCGAUCAAGCUGCUCAUCACCUUCUGGACCACUCUCGAGACGCACAUUGGAGCCAUUGCUCGCAUCAAAGUGUUCAACGAGACUGCCCAACCUGAGGAUAAGGAGGGCGAAAACACUCAACCACCAGACAACUGGCCUGCUCAGGGAGGCAUUGAGUUUAAGUCUGUCUCCGCUGAGUACCGGCCGGGCGAACCCAUCCUAAAGAAUGUGACCCUUACCGUCGCCCCGGGAGAGAAAUUGGGCAUCUGUGGACGAACUGGAAGUGGAAAGAGUUCUCUCAUCCUAACGAUAUUCCGCAUGCUCGAGUUGAGCGGCGGCAGCAUCUCGAUCGACGGCAUUGAUCUCAGCACUCUGCCUCGCUCCGAGAUCCGGUCCCGUAUCACUGGUGUAUCCCAGGACGCCCUCAUCCUAAAGGGCUCACUGCGCCUCAAUAUCGAUCCAACUGGCGUCCUCGGUGACGACGCAAUGAUCUCAGCCCUGAAGAGUGUCCAGCUAUGGAACAUUGUCAACGAGAAGGGCGGCCUUGACGUUGACAUUGACGAGAUCCAUCUCUCGCAUGGCCAGAAGCAACUUCUCUGCCUUGCCCGAGCGAUCCUUCGACCCAGCACAAUCCUUAUUCUCGACGAAGCCACAAGCAACGUCGACAACAAGACCGAUGAGAUCAUGCAGCGAGUCAUUCGAGAGAAGCUGUCGUCUCGCACCAUCAUUGCAGUCGCCCACAAGCUGGACACCAUCCUCGACUUUGACCGGGUAGCCCUGCUGGACGGCGGCGAGCUGCUCGAGUAUGACGACCCAUAUACCCUGCUGUCUACCGACUCAUCUUUCAGCCGCCUGUACGCCAGCACCAUGGCCGAGACGCCCGAGGAUGUGGAAGUCAUCAGUGUCUCGGACGAAAUGAUCAGCACACCGGGUACUGGACGCAACACACAUAAUCGCCCUUCUUCUUCUUCUCCUCCUCCUACGUCUACUCUUCUUCUCUUCUCUUCUUCUUCUUUUUCUUUUCACCAUCAUUUUGACGUUCAUUUCUUAAAAAUAUCUUCCUUGGGUAUAUAUACAUAG